Cuscuta epithymum is the source of this 1084-nucleotide messenger RNA. The record is from the annotation of a GenBank genome assembly. Lineage: Eukaryota; Viridiplantae; Streptophyta; Magnoliopsida; Solanales; Convolvulaceae.
UUUCUUUGACAGUGGUUCGCUGUCCAAUUCGUCUCCUAUUGAGAAUCCCAAUUCACUUAUCAGAAGUAGAAAAUUUCUCAAAAAGAGAGAUGAAUGCAAACUCAAUUUCUGCUUCUCUGAUCUGCCACCCUCGAAUGGUCACAGUCCAGCACACUCUCGCAGCUGCUUUCUAGUCGCCUUCUAUGGAAUCGUCCUCCAAUUCACUAUCAAACUCUGCCGCUUCGUCUGUUGCUCAAGCUCCCACUAUGCGACCCAAAGAAGAACAGGAGGUGACGAGUGCCAAUGCGAAAGAAGAGGUCAAGGAGAAGAAAGUGCCUGAAGAGAAAACGUUGAAAAGGAGCCCCAUUGAGCUCUUAGAAGAGGCACAAAAUGAGAAGUUCAAGAGAUAUGAAGCUGAAUGCACCCAAUAUUUAAUGUCCAAGUACUUUUCAGACAAGACUAUCUUUGGAGGAAAUAUUUUUGAUGUCAAAAUGACUAUAGAUGGAGAGCCAAUCAAAGUAAGCAGGUUUCCGGGGUACCUUUCUUAUGCUGAUCCGGCUAAUUUUCAAGACGAGAGCAGCUGCUCAUCAAAUUCCACUGCCGGAACUCCAACAUGCAGUGCUAAUGGGAACCACCAUACUUCUUUGAAGAAUGAAAACUCUAAUAUCUGAUCUCCUUUACCUUUUGCUGCAAAUGCUCUCUGGUGACUGGUAUAGUCUUUGAUCACCCUAUUAAGGGGAAGGCACUUUCAUACUCCAGCUUGUACUCAAAUCGCUUAAAAAAGGUUGAAGCUGCCAACUAGCCAUUUUAACCUUUAAGAAUUAAUCUGUGUACGAACAGGGAGAAUCAUCUGCAUAUCACAUGAUGUAUUUGAACUUGGAAACUGGCGUGUCUGAGAAGACAAUACCUUUUAGCAUGUCAAUAGUGGAAUUGUACUUUCUCUAUUUUAAGAUUGUGUAUACCUAAGUUCUGGUUCCAAGUAGAUAAGUGAACUCCAAAACAAGGUAAACCAGCACCUUAAAUAUUUAUUUUAUCGUGUUCGAACCUCUUUUGAAUCACAAAUUAUAAUGUGGGAUCUGCACACCUUCCAUCGGCCACAAACGAC